GGGGGGCGGCCGGGCCGGGAGCGAGCGGGACCGGCCGUGAGUGAGGGGGGGACGCGGUUACCGCGAGCCCUGCCUGCUUUAUGUAAUAGUUUUCAUCGCUUGGAUGCUUCAUUAUGAGCCACUAAUUGGAGCAGGAGCUGAGUUAAUCCCUUGUAGCAGCAGUUUUGGGGCUGGGGCCCAGCCCAGGUGUGCAGGAGGAGCAGGCAGCUCCUGUCGCUGAUGCCUCCACUCUGAGCCCCUCCAGAGGGCCCUGGGAGCAGUGGCCAGGAUGAGGAUGGUGGUGGCCAAGGUGCUGUGCCUGCUGGGGAUGUGUGUGCUGGUGCUGGCGGGGGCCCUGCUGCCCGUCAGGCUGCUGGAGGCCGACCCCGAGCGGGCUCAGCGCUCCCGCAGGGCUCUGGCCCUCUGGAACUCCUUUGGGGCUGGUGUUUUCCUGGCCACCUGCUUCAAUGCCCUGCUGCCUGCUGUCAGGGGCAAGCUCGACGAUGUCCUCAGGCAGAACAACAUCACCACGGACUACCCGGUGGCCGAGACCAUCAUGAUGGUCGGCUUCUUCCUGUCGGUCUUCGUGGACCAGCUCUUCCUGAGCCUGCAGAAGGAGAAACCCUCCUUCAUCGACCUGGAGACCUUCAACGCGGGCUCGGACGCGGGCAGCGACUCGGAGUACGAGAGUCCCUUUAUCGCCUCGUCGCGGGGCCGCGCCCUGCACUGGGAGCACGGCCCGCCCUCGCACAGCCUGGCCCUCCCCGAGCUGUCCCACUGCGGCCCCCGGCGCCUGCUGGGGCUGGUGUUCGCCCUCUGCACCCACUCCAUCUUCGAGGGGCUGGCGCUGGGCUUGCAGGAGGACGGCAGCAGAGUGGUCAGUCUGUUCCUGGGAGUGGCCGUGCACGAGACGCUGGUGGCCGUGGCUUUGGGGAUCAGCAUGGCCAAGGCCUCGCUGCCGCUCAGGGACGCGGCCAAGCUGGCGGUGGCCGUGUGCUUGAUGAUCCCGCUGGGAAUCGGCAUCGGGAUGGGCAUCGAGAGCAGCGGGAGCGCCGCGGGCAGCGUCGCCUCCCUGCUGCUGCAGGGCGUGGCCGGCGGCACUUUCCUCUUCAUCAUCUUCUUCGAGAUCCUGGCCAAGGAGCUGGAGGACAAGAGCCACCGGCUGCUCAAGGUGCUGUGCUUGGUGCUGGGCUACGCCGCGCUGGCCGGGCUGGUGCUCAUCCCGUGGUGAGGGAGCAGAACUCCAGCUCUCCCCUCCCACCGGCUGCGGGAGGAGCCGCCCCUUUCACCGCUGGGACAGCCCAGCCCGGGAGGUGUUUCCAUGAUGAGUUGGAGCAGGAGGAGGAGGAGGAUCUCUUCCCGUGUGCUCAGAGUGAGGAAUAUCCCCGGGGAUUGGCCCUGCCCGAGGGCUGCAGGGAUUAGCGGACACAAACAUUGAGGAUCCGGGUAAAAUCUGCUUCCAAGAGCUCCUCGAGUGUGUGGCUUCCUGCAGUGCCCAGAGCCCACUGUCCCUCCUUCCCCUCAGGCUGGGAGCUCCAGAGGCUCCGAGGAGGUGAGGAACAGACAGGAAUGGAGGCAGAGCAGGUGGGAGCAGGGAUUGCCAGCCUGCACUAAGCUGCUUUCGCUGGCUUAGUUCAGAGCAAAACCUGGUUGUAAGAGCUGCCAAAAAUAACAUCCCUGUGGGGCUUCCAGGACCUGCUGCCUCUGCACAGCUUCCAGUGCCCCACCUGGGGCUCAGGGAGCUCAGCUUUCCCAGGGAUUCAUGGAGAAAAUAAGGCCAGGCCCCUCUGCCCUGAUUCCUUCUCAGCACUGUAUCCACAGGCUGAGCAUUCCCUAAGGAAAACCUCUGAAAAACAGAGGAUGAAUCCCAGGAUGAUUUGGGUUGGGGAGCACCUUAAAACCCAUCCAGUGCCAUGGCAGUGACACCUUCCACUAUCCCAGGUUGCUCCAAGCCCUGUCCUGCCUGGCCUUGGACACUUCCAGGGAUGGAGCAGAGCCUCACGUUAUCCAGAACCUGGGAUCCACGAGCUUGCAGUAACAAUUCCCAGCACUGACGUUUUGGGGCAAAUUCUUGUGUUUUCAGUGCUCUGCAAUCAGAGGGGCUGAGCAGUUGCCAUCAGGAGCUGCUCCAAGGCUUUUCCAGGUUUCCAAAGGAGUGGAAUCACCUCCCUUGUGGGGGGAGAGUGGAGGUGCUGCUGAGAGACACGAGAUGCAGAACCCCGGGGAAGCUGCUGAUCCCGCUGGAUUUACCCUCGGGGGAGAGGAGCUGGGAUCAGAGGCUGGAGCUGGGAAUGUGCUCCCUCCCUAGCAGUGAAACACAGCCUGGCUCAGGCAGGGGCUGCAUUUUAAUUACCCAGAGCCCUCGCUGCUGCUGCUGCAGCUUCCGCCGGCUGCUGGAAGCGCUGAUGGAAUUAUAAGGAUGGCGCAGUGCCGGCAGCGGGAAGGAGGCACCGAGCCUCGGUGGUGGCCCAGCUGCAGCAUAUGGAGGCAGCUGAGCAUCAUCUGACAGAUCCUGGGGCUCGUUAGUUUAAUUGCUGCAACAUCCCCGAGUCAAUUAAUCUUCCUUUGAAAACCUGGAGUGGAAAGGGGGGGCGGUGGAGGGAGGUUAUUUUGGGCCUGGCAUGACACAAAGCAGCAGGAUGAGGAGAACGUGAUUUGGUGAUUCGCCUCGGUGUGGUAAAACCUCGGGGCUGUUUUCACCUCCCCUGGGGGGGAUCAGGGGGGACAGGUGACACUUGUUGAGGCUGUCACCUCCAUUUCACACCCUCCUCCUGCUGCAGUUUGGGAUCGGGGGGGCUGUGAAGUGCCAGUGGGUGCUGAGCUCCCCCAUCCUCAUCCCACCAUCCUGGGGGGGUUCACCCUCACCCUGCCAUCCUGGAGGGGGGUUCAUCCUCCAGGGAGGAGGAGGAGGAGGCCCCGCUGCUCCCAAUAAAUUCCCUGCCCUUCUCC
Oenanthe melanoleuca is the source of this 2928-nucleotide messenger RNA. RefSeq names its product solute carrier family 39 member 3 (gene SLC39A3). The record is from RefSeq and is a predicted model, not a curated record. Gene Ontology annotation, cellular component: plasma membrane. Gene Ontology annotation, biological process: zinc ion transmembrane transport. NCBI's taxonomy places the organism in Eukaryota, Metazoa, Chordata, Aves, Passeriformes, Muscicapidae. Bases 269 to 1210 code for a protein of 313 amino acids. The transcript has 4 exons. Gene Ontology annotation, molecular function: zinc ion transmembrane transporter activity.